CUUCUUGCUUCCUCCCCUUUUUCUCUCUCUUCUUUCACACACCCCUCUCUCUCUCCCUCGAUCUGAGCUCCGGCCACCCACGUCAUCUCUCCAAUGGCGGCCACACGCGGCGAGCCCGACCCACAACCACCUCUUUCCUCUUCUUCCGCGUCCGAAAUCCACGUCCGGGUCAACUCGCGCCGAGCGAUACACCCGGUGAACAUACCCACGCCGCCCCCGGCGGCGGCGGCGGCGAGCCCUGUCGUGUUCCGGGAGGUGAAGCAUUUCAGGAGCUGGGUCCCGUGGCUGGUGCCGACCUUCGUGGUGGCCAACACGGUGAUGUUCAUCAUCACCAUGUACGUGAACGAUUGCCCCAAGAACUCGGUGUCCUGCAUCGCCAGGUUCUUGGGCCGAUUCUCCUUCCAGCCCCUCAAGGAGAACCCCCUCCUCGGCCCUUCCUCUUCUGCGCUUCAGAAGAUGGGUGCUUUAGAAGCAAGGAGAGUGGUUGACCGGCACCAGGUGUGGCUCCUUGUCACCUGCAUUUGGUUACAUGGAGGAGUUUUCCAUAUAUUGGCAAAUAUGUUGAGUCUUUUAGUUAUUGGCAUUCGGCUUGAGCAAGAAUUUGGUUUUGUGCGAAUUGGCUUGCUCUACAUGAUCUCAGGACUUGGUGGAAGUUUGUUGUCAGCUCUUUUCCUUAAGUCAAACAUUUCCGUUGGUGCUUCUGGUGCACUAUUUGGAUUACUAGGUGGAAUGCUCUCUGAACUCAUUAUUAAUUGGAGCAUUUACACCAACAAGGUUGCAGCAUUUGUGACCCUCUUGUCUAUCAUUGUGCUAAAUUUGGCUGUUGGGAUACUUCCUCACGUGGACAACUUUGCUCACAUUGGAGGAUUUCUUUCCGGCUUUUUUCUGGGAUUUGUCUUUCUGAUCCGGCCCCAGUUUGGAUGGAUUAGCCAAAGAUAUGCUCCCCCUGGAUAUUUGACGACUUCAGUUAUAUCCAAAUUCAAGAAGUAUCAGUGUGUCCUGUGGAUUUCCUCUCUUAUCAUCUUCAUUGUUGGGUUUACUGCUGCUCUGGUUUUGCUGCUCCGUGGUUUUGAUGCAAAUGAUCAUUGUUCUUGGUGCCACUAUUUGUCUUGUGUCCCAACUUCAAGAUGGAGCUGCAAUUCAAAUCUGGGAUCCUGCAAUUCCACGCAGUUUGGAAGCCAGCUGAACUUGACGUGCUUGACCAACGGCAAAUCCAGCAUGUACACGUUGCCGGAUGCAACCUCUUCUCAGAUUGAGGGGCUGUGUUCUCAGCUAUGCAGUUGAUUAUCAAGAAAACACGGUGCGUGCGGGCAUCACCUUUAAACUUGAUUGCUGUGAAGUCAUGUCGACUUCGGGUUAUUCGAUUUUAUGUACAUAUUCCAGGCAGUAUAGAGACUGUGCUUUUAGAUUACAAAUCUGGACGUUCACUUGAACCUUCAUAUUACAUGUAUUGCUAAGAGUGAUAGAUUAUUAAUUGAGUUCAAUUUUUGUUCGA
Molecule: messenger RNA, 1495 nt
Organism: Rhodamnia argentea
Lineage: Eukaryota; Viridiplantae; Streptophyta; Magnoliopsida; Myrtales; Myrtaceae
Product: RHOMBOID-like protein 1
Exons: 6
Coding region: 94-1284 (396 amino acids)
Biological process (GO): proteolysis
Cellular component (GO): membrane
Molecular function (GO): serine-type endopeptidase activity
Source: RefSeq, a predicted model, not a curated record